AUGUCAUUACAGCUUUCACCCAAUCUAAGGAAUCGUCAGAUUUCGAUUUUAGAACGAAUGCUUCAUUUAAACAAAGACGGUUCGGCAGACUUGACAUUGGCCUCCAAGUCGGAAGAAAUCAUCUGGAAAGUUCUUGUUCUCGACCAAAAGUCGCGAAAUAUCUUGUCAUCAGUCUUGCGAGUGAAUGAUUUAUUACGGUGUGGAAUCACUGUCCAUGCAUUGAUUAAUCAACAACGAUCAAAAUUACCAGAUGUACCAGUUAUCUACUUUGUUGAACCCAGUAAAGAAAACAUCAGUACUAUAAUCCAUGACUUGAAUGAUGACAAGUAUGAUACUUAUUACAUCAACUUUACGUCCCAUUUACCUCGUGAUUUGUUGGAGGAAUUUGCCAAACAAGUGGCCCUCCUGGGUAAAGCAUCAAGAAUAAAACAGGUGUGGGAUCAAUACUUGGAUUUUGUUGUUACUGAACCCAACUUGUUUUCAUUAAAUUUGAGCAGUAUAUUUACAAUUUUCAAUACUUCACAAACGAAAGAAGAAACUAUCCAUGACUUGGUGGGCACCAUUGCUGAUGGUUUGUUAUCAUUAAUUAUAAGUAUGGAUGUUGUUCCGAUAAUACGUGCCCAGCAACACGGACCAGCUGAGUUUGUGGCCCAAGAACUUGAUUUGAAAUUGCGAGAAUACUUGAGCAAUGCCAAACUGUUGGGAAAUGACCAUAGUACUGCAUUAACGCAACGGCCAGUACUUAUUUUGUUGGAUAGGAACUUUGACUUAGCGUCAAUGUUUGCCCAUUCGUGGAUUUACCAGUGUAUGGUGAGCGAUGUUUACCUGUUGAAGAGGAAUACCAUCAAAUUGCGCAAAACCACCAAGGAUAAGAAUGGCAUUGAAUCGGAAUCGGUUAAAAAUUACGAUAUUGAUCCUCGUGACUUUUUUUGGAGCAGGUAUGCCCAGUUGCCAUUUCCUGAUGUGGUUGAAAAUGCCGAUGUUGAAUUGAAUGCAUAUAAACAGGAGGCGAAGGAGAUUACCAACAAGACGGGCAUAACGUCUUUGGAUGAUAUCGAUCAAAACUCCACCAGUUCAACAGCAAAUAUUCAACAAGCUGUUGAAAAAUUGCCCGAGUUGACGGCAAGAAAGGCAACUUUGGAUAUGCAUAUGGAUAUUUUAUCUAAUUUGAUUAAUGAAUUACAAGCCAAGAAUUUGGAUACUUAUUUUGAAAUUGAACAAAAUGCUGGAGGUAAUCAUAAUGAUACAAAGAUAUUGAAGGAAUUUAUGGAUUUGUUGAAUAACGAUGAUGCUAAACAAGAUACUUCGUUGGAUAAAUUACGUACAUUGAUCAUCUUGACCCUUGUUAGUGAUCACUUAUCGCCAGAUUAUAUUUCCAAAUUUAAAUCAAUCUUGCUUCAGCAUUACCCCGAUUUGGACAUGUCAGCCUACGAAUAUAUCUUGAAGUUUAAAGAACAUCUGAAACUUGCCAAUUUGUCCAAUUUGUCCGACUCUUAUUCCGGUGGCAACAACCAUAAUGGCAGUGGAGGAAUAUCGUCGUCCACAUCAUCAUCCAAUGCGCAAACUUCUUCAGCGUUGCUUAGUGGAUUAUCAUCGAAACUUUACGGAUUGACUGAAGGUCGUAUAUCUGAAGGUUUAAGUUCGAUAGCAUCAAAGAUUAAAAAUUUCAUCCCUGAACGAAAUUUGCUCCCCAUUACUAAAAUUGUGGAAGCAAUUAUGGAUCCAGCAAAUUCCAAUCAACAAUCGAUCAGUUUAACUGAUGAGUACUUGUAUUUCGAUCCCAAAGCAAGAGGAGGUGGACAUUCCAAACCACCAAAGAGACAAUCGUAUAGUGAUCUGAUUGUGUUUGUUGUGGGUGGUGGUAACUAUUUGGAAUAUGUUAAUUUGACUGAAUGGAGCGGUCAACAUGGAGGGGGCGAAGCUGGCAGUAGGAAUGGAGGUGCUGGAGCAAGUGUUGGCACAGGUGCAGGUGCAGGUGCAAGUGGAUCUACUGCUGGUGGUGCUGGUGAUAAGGGGAGACUAAAUGUCAUUUACGGAAGUACUGAUAUCCUCUCGGCGACGGAGUUUUUAAAAGAAUGUGAACAGUUGAGCAAAAAUUAG
Lodderomyces margitis is the source of this 2100-nucleotide messenger RNA. RefSeq names its product syntaxin-binding protein. Gene Ontology annotation, biological process: endoplasmic reticulum to Golgi vesicle-mediated transport; intracellular protein transport. Gene Ontology annotation, cellular component: Golgi membrane; cytosol. The record is from RefSeq and is a predicted model, not a curated record. The transcript has a single exon. NCBI's taxonomy places the organism in Eukaryota, Fungi, Ascomycota, Pichiomycetes, Serinales, Debaryomycetaceae. Gene Ontology annotation, molecular function: syntaxin binding. Bases 1 to 2100 code for a protein of 699 amino acids.